GAUCCAGACGAUGCUUCGACAUUCGUAACUGGCAUUGCUCUGUAUAGAAACCUGGGCAGCAUUCUCAAUCUGCAGAGAAACAGCACAGUCCUCAAUUCCAAGGUUUUGUCAGUGACCAUCAAGCCCACCCCUGCUUCCCUCACUGUUCCAUUUGUGGUUGAGUUCUCUCACCUUUAUAAUGGCACCACCAACCACACCUGUAUAUCCUGGGAUGAGAGUGACAGCUCCUCUCUGCUGGGAUCCUGGUCUGCCAGGGGCUGCAAAACCGUGCUUGUCGACUCAUUCAGAACCAAAUGCUCUUGUGACAGACUGUCCACCUUCGCCAUUUUAGCACGGCUAAAUCCCGAAAUGAACAUGGAUAAGACACAACUCCCGUCUGUGACACUGAUUGUAGGCUGUGGAGUGUCUUCACUGACAUUGCUGCUACUCAUCAUCAUCUAUGUGUCUGUCUGGAGGUACAUCCGGUCUGAGCGUUCAGUCAUCCUCAUUAACUUCUGCCUCUCCAUCAUCUCGUCCAAUGCUCUUAUUCUCAUUGGACAGACGCAGACACGGAAUAAGAUCUUAUGCACCCUGAUUGCUGCGUUGCUUCAUUUCUUCUUCCUGUCUUCAUUCUGCUGGGUUCUGACAGAGGCAUGGCAGUCCUACAUGGCAGUGACAGGCCGCCUCAGGAAUCGCAUCAUACGCAAGCGUUUCUUGUGUCUCGGCUGGGGUCUCCCUGCUCUAGUAGUGGCGAUCUCAGUGGGAUUCACCAAGGCAAAGGGUUAUGGAACACCAAGCUACUGCUGGCUGUCUCUGGAAGGAGGUCUUCUCUAUGCAUUUGUGGGACCCGCUGCAGCCGUAGUCUUGGUUAACAUGGUUAUUGGGAUUCUCGUUUUUAACAAACUGGUGUCCAAAGACGGAAUUACUGAUAUGAAACUAAAGGAGAGGGCGGGUCAGAUGACAGUGCCACUGUACAAUAUGACGCUCAAAUGUGCCAAGUGCGGAGUUAUCUCUUCGGCUGACGUUUCCACCACAGCUACCAGUAACGCCAUGGCGUCACUGUGGAGCUCCUGUGUGGUAUUGCCACUCUUGGCUCUCACGUGGAUGUCAGCUGUCCUGGCCAUCACCGACCGACGUUCUGCGCUCUUCCAGAUCCUUUUUGCUGUGUUUGAUUCACUGGAAGGCUUUGUCAUUGUCAUGGUUCACUGCAUCCUUCGCAGAGAGGUUCAGGAGGCAGUGAAGUGUCGUGUGGUGGACCGACAAGAAGACACCAAUGGAGAUUCAGGAGGAUCAUUUCAGAAUGGCCAUGCUCAGCUAAUGACUGACUUUGAGAAAGAUGUGGAUAUGGCUUGCAGAUCAGGCACCAUGAAGCGCUCAUCCCUCCAGGGGGAAGAGAAGGCCUCCUCUGGAACCCUCACUCUUCAAAAAGGUUCUAAUUUUAACACCAUGCCGGCCAGCAUGGCCAAGGUUCACCUCCAGAAUGUGGCCGACUAUACGAGCCACACUUUGACGAUGCGGAGGGAGAAAGGCGCCACAAAAGGAAUCAGUACCGAGCUGCCGGGUGCCAAAUCCAUCUACAUCUGCGACGGCGAACUCUUCAAGCAGCUGGAUGGAGAUCUGCCUCGAGGGAACGGUGAAGGCAGCAGCUCUGAGGGGGCUGGCAAAGGCCCAGGGUAUGUCAUUCUACCGACAAACAACACGGGCACCCUGAAACCGUCCAAGGGGAAAGAGGAGCAGGCAGCCAAGUAUAACAUCAGCAUUGAGCAGCUGCCUCAGACCAGGCUCAUCCACCUGGCUAACCCUGCCAGUGGAGAGCCAGUGCCUGGCUUUGGGCUGAAGAGCCUGCCUGCUGACCAGGUCAGUGUGUCAUGCUCUGACAGAGACUCACCUGCGCACAACCUGCAGAACGUGCCCAGAGACUCCAAGGUGACCAACAACAUGUGUGACGGAGGAGAGUCUGGAAAUUCUGGAGUGGUGUCCAAGAGUGAGACUGUCUCCACACUGUCCAUGAGCUCGCUGGAGAGACGAAAAUCACGCUAUGCAGAGCUUGACUUUGAGAAAAUAAUGCACACCCGGAAACGCCACCAGGACAUGUUUCAGGACCUGAACAGGAAGAUUCACAGUGCAGACAAGGAUAGAGAAUCUCCACCUGUUGACGCCAAAGCUACCAAAAGAUGGAGUGUGUCCUCUGCCAGCAGCGACAAGACCAACAUGAGUGACAAACAGCAGACCCCGAGCAAGAGGGCGUGGGAAGGCAUUCGUAAGACCAACUCACCCCCGUCCUGGGUGCGGAAGGACCUGGAGACAGUGGCGGCCUCCCCUCUUGAGCUGCAGACAGUAGAGUGGGAGAAGACAAGUGCAACCAUUCCUCUUGUGGGCCAGGAGAUCAUGGACCUGCAGACAGAGGUGUGACCCAGAUUCUGGCUCACAGCACACAGUUCCACUUUUGCUCCAGAGCUCUCAGACAACCAAGCAGACACACGACACACACACUGCCCUGCUGUGUACUUCUAUUCAAAGGCUGGAUGUAGCCGAGACCGUGAGGGGGAAAGGAGGGCAAGGAAAAGAGUCACAAUGACAGAAAAUCAAGUUAACGAAUUAAAGAGAGAAUGAGAUCACGGUGUCUCGUUCUCUGUUUCAUUUGAUGUUUUUGAAGCCACCAAUUACUGGUCACCUUCCUGUAUAUGAUCUGCAGGCUUACGCUGGAGACAGAUUGCCAAAGUAGCAGAUGAAGCUGCUAUAUGUGCAUCAUUAAGUCAUGUAAUAAACAGCAUAGCAAAGGUAAUCACGCGAUGUUUACCCCUGUAUUAAAUGGUUACAAUGUAAUAAUCAUGAUUAUGUCUCUUUAUUUUCACUGUUGAGAGUAUUGUUGCAUUGCUGUUCUGCUCUCUUUAUUCCUGACCAAAUUCUGAUGUUGUAUGCAGCUCAACAUGCCUCUGAAUUUCUCUCUUUUUCGACAUAAGCCUUGGGAAGAAAAAAUUCACAUGGCGUUUGAGGAGGCAGACUGCCAAACAUACACCCAUAUGUGCCCCUCAGUGCCGCUCCCUGCUCCCCAACAAUUCACUCCAGUCUCUAACGCCUUAUCCCACCCCUCACGAUAGUAGGCCAAGGCUGGCCCUGCAGCGACAAGGAAAAAAAACGGGGGGGGAGUGAGAAAAAGAAAUCAAAAACAUCACGUUGAGCCAAAAUGGAAAGUUGCCUUCUCAUCGACGGACACCUCAGAGAUGGUGGAGGGCAUGCCGGCGGGCUUUGCGCUCUGUUCGCUCUUCAACCUCAAUGCCGCCUAAAAGAGGGACAACAGGAGUACAGCAAACACAAGUUGGUUGGGUCAGUUUCUCGAUGUACAAGCAGGCUUGAUACAGUUAAUGCAAACAUGAUGCUAAGGGAAAAAAGGUAUUACUGUGUGUGAAUAUGUGUGUGUGUGUGCGCACUGAAAAAAUGGAAGAUGAAUAAACCCAUAGAUCUAUCGAUAUAUAUGUUAUGAUGAUUACAGAUAAUGACACGUACAAGGUAGAGUAAUAUAAAGGUUGGUGGUUGCACACAGAGAAAGCACAAGGCUCAUUUGGAGUCCUGAUGUACAGCAUUGUAAUUAUUUCAACAGAGUUCUACAGAAUGGAUUUUAGCCUAUAAAUAUCUUUCUUACUGUGCUUGGGGGUAGUUGUCAUCAUUAUUAUAAAUAUGAACAUGAUUAUUCUGAUACCAGUCCUUCCAUUCCCUCCCCCUGUCCUUUCAGGGUAUUGGACUAUACGAGUGUUCUGUAUCACAGUGUAACAGUGUGUGUUUUGAUAUCACCGCCAGUCACUCCCUCAGAUCUGUAUUUGUUGAAAAAACCCUGACUGCCGACCUCUGAGCUCCUGCUUCCUCCGACCUCUGAUUUGCGCCCCACCCUGGCACACACACAC
Messenger RNA from Oreochromis aureus, 3881 nucleotides. Its product is annotated as adhesion G protein-coupled receptor B1-like. Lineage: Eukaryota; Metazoa; Chordata; Actinopteri; Cichliformes; Cichlidae. Bases 349 to 2391 code for a protein of 680 amino acids. Gene Ontology annotation, cellular component: membrane; postsynaptic density; dendrite. The record is from RefSeq and is a predicted model, not a curated record. Gene Ontology annotation, biological process: negative regulation of angiogenesis; engulfment of apoptotic cell; cell surface receptor signaling pathway. Gene Ontology annotation, molecular function: G protein-coupled receptor activity. The transcript is spliced from 18 exons.